AUGGCUGCGGCGGCGGCGGCGGCGGCCACCUCGCUUCUACUACGCCACCACGGCAACCCCCACCUCCUCCUCCGCGCCGCGAUCUUCUCCUCCCGCGCGCUGCCCCAGCAGCCGGAGCUGUCCCCUGACCCGACCGCCGGCGCCCCCGACCCCGCUCCACUCCCCCCAAACCCCAGCACGGGGAGCCCCUUCUACAGCCAGAACUGGCGCAACCCCGCCGCCGCCAAUCCUUCCUCCUCGCUUCUGCCCACCGUCGUCGCCGGCAGCCACUUCGGGGCGCAGCACCGCAUGACUGCCUUCUACGAUACGCCCGACGCCGCGGGGCUCAAGGAGACGUUCGCCAAGUAUAUGGCGGAGCAGCGGUGGGAGGACAUGAAGCAUCUGUUCGACCACUGGGCGCGCUCCCUCGACGCCACCACGGGGAAGCCCAACCAUCCCGACGUCGACCUCUUCAAUCACUACCUCCGCGCCAACCUCAUGUCGGGGGCCCUGCCGCACGAGAUGCUCGAUCUCGCUGACCACAUGCGCGAGUUCGAGCUCGAGCCCAACACUGCAUCGUACAACCUCGUGCUCAAGAGCAUGGUCGCUGGGCAGGAGUCCGAGGGCGCCGAGAAGCUCAUUGAACGGAUGCUGCAAACAGGAACAUUUCCAGAUGAUGAAUCCUACAAUUUGGUUGUAGGCCUGCUUAUUAGGCAGAACCUUGUUGACUCAUCUCUGAAGUAUUUGGAUCUGAUUCUUAAAUCAGGCUACACGCUAUCACUAACUGUUUUCACUGAUUAUAUCCGAGCAUGUAUGAGAUCCAGGAGGUUGGACACGUUGACAUCAAUUAUAGAGAAAUGCAAGACAACGGAUAAGAACAAAGUAUUGUGUCCACAAUGGGCCUGGUGCAUUGACACAGCAGAAGCUGCAUUUGAAGCUAAUAAUAGCAAAUUAGCUCUUUUUGCUUUGGAAUUUCUUGCAAGAUGGAUUGCUCGUGGUGAGAAUGUUAAUCCUCCUGUUCAGCUGUCAGUUACUGAAGGUCUUGUAAUAUCAGCUCUGAGUGCUGCUGGCAGAACUUUUAGUACUGACCUCUUGAAUGCUGCUUGGUCGCUAUUACGGAAGUCCCUGCGCCAGAAAAGGACACCCACCCCAGAGACAUAUCUUGCCAAGAUCUAUGCUCAUUCAUCAAUUGGCCAGCUUCAAAGGGCUUUUGGUACAUUGCGUGAAUUUGAAAAUGCCUAUAGGAACUCUGAGGACAUUGAUUUAGAGCUCUUCUCACCAUUUACUUCCUUGCAUCCUCUUGUUGUUGCUUGCUGCAAAGAUGGCUUUAGCACACUGGAUUCGGUUUAUGUUAAGUUGGAGAAUCUGAGUCGUGCAGAUCCACCAUACAAAUCUGUUGCUGCUCUCAACUGUGUUAUAUUAGGGUGUGCAAACAUUUGGGACAUUAAUCGAGCUUAUGAAACUUUUGUGGCUAUUAAGGAAAAAUUUGAACUCACACCAGACAUUCAUUCAUACAAUGCUCUUCUGUGUACAUUUGGAAAGUUGAAACAGACAGGAGAAGCAUGUAAUGUGUUCCAGCAUGUAUUAACUCUUGGUGUUAAGCCAAAUGCAACAACAUACUCCCUGCUUGUCGAUGCCCAUCUUGCAAACAAAGAUCCAAAAGCUGCUCUUGCCAUAAUUGAUGAGAUGGUCGAUGCUGGCUUCACUCCUUCCAAGGAUACCCUAAGGAAGGUUCGAAGACGGUGCUCUCGUGAAUCAGACUUUGACAGUGACGAGAAAGUCCAAUCCCUGUCUAAGCAGUUCAACUACCGAAUGGGUGGUGAGAAUCGUAGAGAGAUGCUUUAUAGCAUAGAAUACAAUCCUGUGUACUGA
Miscanthus lutarioriparius is the source of this 1851-nucleotide messenger RNA. NCBI's taxonomy places the organism in Eukaryota, Viridiplantae, Streptophyta, Magnoliopsida, Poales, Poaceae. The record is from the annotation of a GenBank genome assembly.